Molecule: messenger RNA, 1784 nt
Organism: Dipodomys spectabilis (banner-tailed kangaroo rat)
Lineage: Eukaryota; Metazoa; Chordata; Mammalia; Rodentia; Heteromyidae
Gene: Ogfod1
Product: 2-oxoglutarate and iron dependent oxygenase domain containing 1
Exons: 13
Coding region: 61-1692 (543 amino acids)
Biological process (GO): peptidyl-proline hydroxylation; regulation of translational termination
Cellular component (GO): cytoplasm
Molecular function (GO): iron ion binding; peptidyl-proline dioxygenase activity; L-ascorbic acid binding
Source: RefSeq, a predicted model, not a curated record
AGUAGUUUCUGCCGGGAAAUGGCUGCUUGAACGUCGCGGCUGGGCUUCUUACCUUGAGAAAUGAGUGGCAAGCGGCCUGCCGUGUUCGACGUGGUCUGGGUGAGGAAAAGGGAAAAGAAAGAGGUGAUAGCAGCGUUUUCGGACGCUGUGAAGGAAAAUGGUGUGAAAAAGCAAGUGGCUGAGGCGUGGAGCCACCGGACGCCCCUCAGUCACGAAGCUAUAAUCAUGGACAUGGACCCUUUUCUUCACUGUGUGAUCCCAAACUUCAUCCGAAGUCAAGAGUUCUUGGAAGGGCUUCAGAAGGAACUUUUGAACUUGGACUUCCAUGAGAAAUAUAACGAUUUAUAUAAGUUUCAGCAGUCUGAUGAUUUGAAGAAGAGAAGAGAGCCUCAUAUCUCAGCAUUAAGGAAACUUCUGUUUGAAGACUUCCGGACCUGGCUUUCUGACAUUUCUAACAUAGCACUGGAAUCAACCAUUGACAUGUCCUGUGCCAAAUAUGAGUUUACUGAUGCCCUUCUCUGCCAUGAUGAUGAGCUGGAAGGACGCCGGAUUGCCUUCAUUCUCUACCUGGUUCCUUCCUGGGACAUCAGCUUGGGGGGCACUCUGGACCUGUACAGCACUGAUGAACACUUUCAGCCGAAGCAGAUUGUCAAGUCUCUUGUCCCUUCGUGGAACAAACUGGUUUUCUUUGAAGUGUCUCCAGUAUCCUUUCACCAGGUGUCUGAAGUUCUGUCAGAAGAAACAUCACGCUUAUCUAUAAGUGGCUGGUUUCAUGGUCCUUCGGUGACCAGGCCUCUCACCUACCUUGAACCCCUUAUACCUCGGAGCCCUCACAUCCCUCAUGAUCAUGAAAUUUUGUAUGAAUGGAUCAACCCUACUUAUCUGGACAUGGAUUACCAAGUUCAAAUCCAAGAAGAGUUCGAAGAAAGGUCUGAAAUUCUCCUGAAGGAAUUUCUUAAGCCUGAGAAAUUUGCAAAGGUCUGUGAGGCCUUGGAGAAAGGAGAUGUGGAAUGGAGUAGCCGUGGUCCCCCUAACAAAAGGUUUUAUGACAAAGCUGAUGAGAAUAAGCUCCCUGACAUCCUGAAGGACUGCAUGGAGCUGUUCCGCUCCGAGGCGUUGUUCUUGCUGCUCUCCAAUUUCACAGGCCUGAAGCUUCACUUCUUGGCCCCUUCAGAAGAUGAAACUGAGGACAAAAUAGAGGCAGAAGCAGCCUGUGCUACUGAUAGCACUGAAGAAGGUACUAGCCACACCUCCUCAGAGCCUGAGAAGAAUCAGGCAGCUAUCGGCAGCAGCCAGCAGAGUAGUGAACACACAGACCCAAACCCAGAGGAAGAUGAAGCAAAGAAAGAGUCAAGUGUUCCCACAUGCCAAGGAGAACUGAGGCAUUGGAAGCCUGGUCACUACACCUUAAUCCAUGACAACAGCAAGACUGAAUUUGCCUUGGACUUACUUUUCUACUGUGGCUGUGAGGGGUGGGAGCCAGAAUAUGGUGGCUUUACUUCCUACAUUGCCAAAGGUGAAGAUGAAGAGCUGUUAACAGUAAGUCCAGAAAACAAUUGUCUCGCAUUGGUCUACAGAGAUCAGGAAACUCUGAAAUUUGUCAAGUAUAUUAACCACCGAAGCCUAGAACAAAAGAAAACCUUGCCAGACAGGACUGGUUUCUGGGACUUUGCAUUCGUCUAUUAUGAAUAAAAGGAAGAAAACCUUGCCAGACAGGACUGGUUUCUGGGACUUUGCAUUCGUCUAUUAUGAAUAAAAGGACUGAGCAAACUGACAAAAAAAAA